AUGGACUGUACUAAACACAAGGAUUUUCUGGAAUCUAAGGGAUGCUUUGCCAACACAACGUCCUCUGGCCAGAGGGUCAGCCCCUCAUCUUCUGUUGUUACAAGUCCAAGUGUCAGUGAGUCUCCAGGCCCCUGCAAAGUGUCUGCUCACUCAGACCCUGCUGCAGAUUUGGAUCUGAAAUCCUCCUGCUCACAUUCUGAUCACUCCUCUGAAACCUCACUGCCUGAAAUCCAAAAGGAUAAAUAUCUCGGGGAAUUUAGCCUGCUAAAGUUGCAGACAAAAGAUGGGAAGCGUCCUGAGUGGACAUUUUACCCGAGGUUUAGCAGCAAUAUCCACACCUACCACGUUGGAAAGCAGUGCUUCUUUAAGGGGGUCUUCCUCGGCAAUAGGAGGUCUCAAUCAGAGAGGACGGUGGACAAGUGCCUUGGGAGGAAGAAAUACGAUAUUGAUCCCAGGAAUGGAAUCCCGAAGUUAACUCCAGGAGAUAAUCCAUAUAUGUACCCAGAACAGAGUAAGGGCUUCCACAAAGUAGGAUCAACUCUCCCACCAGUGAAUUUUUCAUUAGCGCCUUAUGAAAAGAAAUUUGAUACAUUUAUUCCACUUGAGCCUCUCCCACAAAUUCCCAACUUGCCUUUCUGGGUGAAGGAGAAGGCCAACAAGCUGAACAAUGAGAUCAGAGAAGUUGAGGAGCUUGACAACUGGCAGCCAGCAAUCCCUUUGAUACACAGUUUAUACUCCGCUGGUGCUUUGGACACUUCAAGACAAUCCUGAGCAGAAACAGGCCCCCCGAGCAUGUACCCGAGCACUCUGGAGAGCCUCUUCCAGCUGAUUGGAAGUCACACUUCUGUCAUUGUGACUGUGUUUUCAAUCAGAUGUUGGACUUCCAUGAGGAAUCACUGUGCUUUGCUUUCUUUAACUUUAUAUUUUGAAAACUUUCAAACUUACAGAAAAAUUGUGAGAAUCGUACAAUGAACAAAUACCUACACAUCCU
Messenger RNA from Miniopterus natalensis, 991 nucleotides. Lineage: Eukaryota; Metazoa; Chordata; Mammalia; Chiroptera; Miniopteridae. The record is from RefSeq and is a predicted model, not a curated record.